UUGAGGUUAUACAUUCCCAAAUAAGGUGUGGGAGGUAGUGUCAGUUUUGCUUGCACAAUAAUUCUUUUCUCUCCAAAUGUCACCGUAAUUUUAAUAUUUAAAAUACCUUAAACUGUUGUUUAGUAACGAUGAGCAAGAAAAAUAACGCCCAAAAGAACUCAGCCCGUAAAAACGCGGCUGUCAACCGAAAAAAGAAUGAGCUGCAGCUCCUAGUGAAUGAACUGUUCAAAUAUGUUACCAGCUUUUCAUUGCAUAUGAAGCUAAAUGAUGAAUGGGAUGCAUUUGUGAAAAUCAGUGAUUAUGUGUCAAAAAUUAUUAAUGUGGAAAAAGAUUUCAGCAAACCACUUCCAGCGAGAAAAAUCAGCAAAAACUUUGACAGUUGGCUUGAAAGCAAUGGAGCACAAUUUGAAGGCCUCAAGUUAGCAGAGCUAAGUGAUUAUGGCUGCGGAUUAGUGGCCACGAAGGAUAUAGAGUCUGGUGAAAUGAUCUUGAAAAUUCCUAGGAAACUCAUGAUGACUGUUGAAGACGCAGAGUCCUCUCAUUUAAAUAAACUCAUUCAAGAGAACACCAUAUUGCAACAUAUGCCAAAUAUUACGUUAGCACUUUUCUUACUCUAUGAAAGAUUUAAACCGCAGAAAUCGUUCUGGGAACCGUACUUUAAUGUUUUGCCACAUUCUUAUCCAACUGUUCUGUACUUUAAUCAAAGUGAAAUGGAGGGUCUCAGAGGUUCACCAGCAUUUGAGUUUGCCAUGAAGCAGUAUCGACACAUUGCUCGGCAGUAUACAUAUUUCAAGAAAGUUUUUGAGCAAUCAAAUGAUGAAGCUAGCAAAGUUCUUCGAGACAUUUUCACUUUUGAAAAAUACAG
This is a messenger RNA of Bemisia tabaci, 865 nucleotides long. The record is from RefSeq and is a predicted model, not a curated record. Lineage: Eukaryota; Metazoa; Arthropoda; Insecta; Hemiptera; Aleyrodidae.